Molecule: messenger RNA, 330 nt
Organism: Symbiodinium sp. CCMP2592
Lineage: Eukaryota; Dinophyceae; Suessiales; Symbiodiniaceae
Source: the annotation of a GenBank genome assembly
AUGCGGACCUUCUUUCUCCUUGUGGCUUGCGCAAUGACCGCCAGUCACGGGGCUCGGCCCAGUGCCGAACAUGGACACCUCAGCUCUGAGCCUGCGCCAAAGCAGCUGCAUGCGGAGUGCGCCCAGAAGAUGCUUGGUGGCGAAUGUGGUGCCGGGAUGCAAUGCUGGGGAAACGGCCAGGGCAAGAACUGGUGCUGCUUCCCGUCCGGCGCCAAGCCAAACGAUUUCCGAGCAGAAGGCCAAGUUCAGUGGGGCCCGAAAGCGUGCUGCAACGGGGAAUGGAUGGACAUGGGGAUGGGGCAGCACCGGGUCAUCGGCACCUGCGGGUAG